UUGGCCAAGUGGCGCGGUUUUUGGAAAGGACGACGAGAGUGUUGGCGCGAAGGUGGCGGCGGAGGAGGAAGAAGAAGUUGAGGGCUGGGGUAGCGGCUAACGAAUGACAGCGACGGGAGACGGACAGGGCCAGCGCCACGGUGACUGCGCAGCGGAUGGCUAAGGCGCAAAAGUGACGGGAGAAGAAGAAGCCGAGUAACGGGGUGAACAGACGGCGUGGGCCUGAGGCUUCGUUGAGUCGGUUAUUUUGAGUUCCAAAAUGGCAAUGCAGACACGAGUUGAGGAAAAUGCUGCAGCUGAAGAGGAAAAUUUUGGGCCACAAGCUAUAUCACGUUUGGAGCAAUGUGGGAUCAGUGCUAAUGAUGUGAAGAAGCUCGAAGAGGCUGGUUUCCAUACUGUGGAGGCAGUGGCUUAUGCUCCAAAGAAGGAACUGCUAAAUAUCAAGGGUAUCAGUGAAGCAAAAGCCGAGAAGAUUCUGGCUGAGGCAGCAAAGCUUGUACCAAUGGGAUUUACUACUGCUACAGAGUUUCAUCAGAGGCGCUCAGAAAUCAUCCAGAUCACUACAGGGUCUAAGGAACUUGAUAAACUUCUACAAGGUGGGAUAGAAACUGGCUCAAUCACUGAGAUGUUUGGUGAGUUUCGUACUGGGAAGACCCAGCUCUGUCAUACAUUGGCAGUGACAUGUCAGUUACCCAUUGACCGUGGUGGUGGAGAAGGAAAAGCCAUGUACAUUGAUACUGAAGGUACAUUCCGUCCAGAACGCCUCCUUGCUGUUGCUGAAAGAUAUAAUCUUUCAGGAAGUGAUGUACUUGACAAUGUUGCAUAUGCUCGUGCUUUCAACACUGAUCAUCAGACCCAGCUGUUGUAUCAAGCAUCUGCCAUGAUGACAGAAUCCAGAUAUGCCUUGUUAAUUGUGGACAGUGCAACAGCCUUGUAUAGGACAGACUACUCUGGUAGGGGUGAGCUAUCUGCUCGGCAGAUGCAUCUUGCACGGUUUCUACGAAUGUUGUUGCGACUGGCAGAUGAGUUUGGGGUAGCUGUUGUAAUAACUAACCAGGUAGUGGCCCAGGUUGAUGGGGCAGCCAUGUUUGCCGCAGAUCCGAAAAAACCAAUAGGUGGAAACAUUAUUGCCCAUGCAUCAACAACGAGAUUAUACUUGAGGAAAGGGCGAGGAGAAACACGAAUCUGUAAAAUUUACGACUCCCCAUGUCUGCCUGAGGCAGAGGCUAUGUUUGCUAUCAAUCCUGAUGGAGUUGGUGAUGCCAAAGACUAAAUGUUAAUGACCCAUUCUGUUCUUGUGCUGGAAGUUAUAGACAGCAAAGAAAAGCCCCAGGAGUAUCAGUAAUGCUACUUUGUGACUUCACACUACAUGUAUUUCCACUUUGGAAAGCCACAUUGGAUUGCUAAUGUUCCGAGCAGAUCCAUAGUUAAAAUGGAUCCGGGGGUAUAUAAUUUAUUUCAAAUCCAUACUUAAUAAGUUUGGAUGAGAUGGAUGUUAGCAGAGAAGACUGCAUUGGACAAACUUAUUGAGUUCACUUUAAAUCAUUUUCUGAUUGACCAACUGUAAUUUAAGUAGCUUGAGCCUCUGGCCUGAUGAAUCACCACUGUGUAAUAAAGUGGAGUACCUGUUGAACACAAUGAGUGAUAACUGGCACUGAAUAUUUGUGAGUUGCUGAGCAUUAUAGGAGGAGGAAGAAUGAACCAUACAGUAACCAUGGAAUCUUCCUAUUAAAAUGUCUUCUCUUAUCUGAAUGGUGGAUCAAUGAAUACAACAAUUUUGCAAAAAUAUGCACGGAUACAAAGUCAAUUUCCCUUUUUGUGAUUGAACAAGAGUGAACAUUAAAGUGCAUAAUUCUGUUAGUUUUUUUUUUGCUUUUUUUUGGUGCUCUCUUACCAGGGUGUCAUUUACCUUUUAUAAACAAAGCUAAAAGAACUCUUAAUAAUCCAAGGCUUGAAAUAUAUGCAAAUAAACUAUUUUGGCAAUUUAA
Molecule: messenger RNA, 1988 nt
Organism: Hypanus sabinus (Atlantic stingray)
Lineage: Eukaryota; Metazoa; Chordata; Chondrichthyes; Myliobatiformes; Dasyatidae
Gene: rad51
Product: RAD51 recombinase
Exons: 10
Coding region: 260-1273 (337 amino acids)
Biological process (GO): mitotic recombination; double-strand break repair via homologous recombination; DNA recombinase assembly
Cellular component (GO): condensed nuclear chromosome
Molecular function (GO): ATP hydrolysis activity; ATP binding; single-stranded DNA binding
Source: RefSeq, a predicted model, not a curated record